AUUGUAGUGGAUUCAGGAAUAUAUUCGACUACAGAAAGCGACUAUAAGGAAAUGAACUGGCUUUGUCAAUGCCCAACAUUUUCAAACCAUGACUAUUUCUGCUAGUCUCACAGCAAACAACAACAACAACAACAACAAUCUCUCUCUGUUCACAUCAUCAUCAAGACCCAUCAACUCAUUCAUCUCUGGAGCAUGCACUUGAAUAGCACUGUUGGCUUAUACUUCCCAGAUUCACAAAUCUUCAAUUGAAUUAUGCGUUCUUUCUUGGGCUGCUUUCGGUUGAAGAAAGCUGUACAUAAACCGGGGUCUGGAGAUCAUGCCAUUCUUGCUUCUGAAACAACUUUUACUGUAAAUGAAGUAGAGGCUUUGCAUGAUCUAUACAACAAACUAAGCAGUUCUAUAAUUGACGAUGGUCUUAUUCACAAGGAAGAGUUCCAACUUGCACUCUUCGACAACGGCAGCAAGCAAAGUCUCUUGGCAGACAGAUUAUUCGAUUUGUUUGACCUUAAGCAGAAUGGAGUUAUUGAAUUUGGAGAAUUUGUUAGAUCAUUAAGCAUCUUCCACCCAAAUGCUCCUGAAGCAGAAAAAGUUGCAUUUGUAUUCAGAUUGUAUGAUCUAAGGUGCACUGGCUACAUAGAGCGUGAUGAGUUGAAGGAGUUGGUAUUGGCUCUUCUGAACGAAUUGGAUUUGACACUUUCUAAUGAUGCGGUUGAAGCAAUUGUUGAAAAGACAAUCAUGGAAGCAGAUUUGAAAGGAGAUGGGAGGAUUGAUCCAGAAGAGUGGAAGGAAUUGGUAGCAAGGCAUCCAUCUAUAUUAAAAAACAUGACUGUUCCAUAUUUGACGGAAAUAACACUGGCAUUUCCAAGCUUUGUGCUGAACACUGGAGUCCAAGAGUCAGAACUAUAGCUUCCUGGAAAUGAAACUACUUUUGCAUACAUAGAUUCAAGUCACUAACUCUGGUUUUGAGAAGCACUGAACACAUCAUGGAAUUUCCAUAUGGAGAUUUCUGUAUAAUGUUUUCACUUGAAGAAAGUGGCACAAUAAAAGACUGUCAAGAGCCGAAGGUUCACUUACAUAUGGCUGUUUUGAUAGAGUUUUCUGUCUGUUUCAUUGUUGCCAAUGUAUGAACAAAGACUAAUUCUAUGUUACACACCUUUAGGACAAGUUUGGCAACACCAAAAUAAUCCAUCUUUUUAUUUUUUUAUCUUUUUUCCAUCACAUCACCUCUUUACUUUUCUGCACAUCUUUUCGUAAAAAGACAAAAAAUACACUUAUUUAAGUCAUGCCAAACAACCCCUUAAUUUCAAGUCUUGUGGUCUGAGAUUAUGAAUUAUGACAGCUUUGCUGGAAUUAUGCAUAAAUUCAGUGGUUUUUUUGCUUUGUUUUUUGGUUUUCCCAGUUAGGUUGAUUAAUUUGUUAAAAUUAUAUAUAACCAUCUUUUGGGGUAAAAUAUUAAUAAUAUAAAAACAAAUCAUUUAUAUGAUGUGAGAGAUGAUAAUUGAGGAAAUGAUGUGCCGCUGCUGUAAUCUUUACCAUUUCUGAGUGAGAAAAGAAAAAGGGUAAGGUGGGCAAAGGUUUGUCAUGGUAGCCCAGUUGUCAAUGCAUGCGAAACAAAACCUGAAUUUAAAUAAUGAACCUGGGUGAGCAAAUAAAAUUUACUAUUUUCACCCAGAAAUAAUAAUAACAACAACAACAAAUUGAGAAAGAAUAACAUUGACAAUAAUAUUAGCCCAAUCCAAAUCCAUCCAAGUACAAAUAAUUGGAACUUCACCUCAUGUAAUAUACUUAAUUUUCUGACAAGUGGUAAAGGUCAGGCUGAAAAUUACCCAAUCAUAUCUUUGGAAAUUUAGAAAGGAAAUAUGAUUUGCAAACAUAAAUUUUAUACAUAAAAGCUCACUGGCAUGAUAUGAUGUGGGUGUUUGAGAAGUGAAUUUUUAUGUAAGUUUUUUUAGUUAUAAAAUAUUAUUGGAUAAAA
Camellia sinensis is the source of this 1975-nucleotide messenger RNA. The record is from RefSeq and is a predicted model, not a curated record. NCBI's taxonomy places the organism in Eukaryota, Viridiplantae, Streptophyta, Magnoliopsida, Ericales, Theaceae.